UAUGACUAGCAAUGGAGAACCGGUGGGAUGCAGCGACUAGAGUAAGCAAAGUUACACUAGUGUCCUUAAUUUGUAUAGAUGUUGCAAUUCUCUUUAUAUACACACCGCUGCAGCCCUAAUACACGACGACCUCAUUCUCCACGCCACGAUCAUGGCGACCUUCGUGACACGCCGGAGCAAGCCCGAGCUUGUUACGUCAUCACGUCCCACGCCCCACGAGAUCAAGCACCUCUCCGACCUGGACGACCUCCGCAACCACCACGAGUACACCCCCGUCGUUAGCUUCUUCCUUAGCGCCGGUGCCAUGCCGGAGGACACCGCGAAGGCCAUGCGGGUGGCCCUCGCCGAGGCCCUAGUGCACUACUACCCGUUGGCCGGCCGGCUGCGGGAGCUUCCCAGCGGCAAGCUGGUGGUGGACUGCACGGAGGAAGGGGUGGUGUUCGUCGAGGCGGAGGCGGAGGUGCGUCUCGCAGAGCUCGGCGAGCCACUCGUGCCACCGUUCCCAUGUGUCGGUGAGCUCCUCUGCAGCGACGUGGGAGAUCCUAGAGUUGUUCUAGGCAAGCCAUUGUUCUUUAUGCAGGUGACACGGUUCAGAUGUGGAGGUUUUGCUGUCGGUCUCCACAUGAUCCGUUGCAUUGCUGACGGCUUCGGCUGGAACCAAUUCAUCAGAGCCAUCGCUGAUCUCGCACGCGGUGAGACAGUCCCUCUCAUCCUCCCCGUGUGGGAACGUGAGCUCCUCACGGCACGUGUCCCGGCAAGCAUCGCCUGUGCCAGCCCGGUCUUCAAGCCGCUGGUCGAGGGGUCAGGCAUCGACGACGUGCUGUACUCCACGCCGUUCGACUCCUUGGUCCACCGCCUCUUCCACUUCGGGCCGGGAGAGAUCGCCAGGCUGCGAAGCCACGUCACCGCCCACCUCCGUCGGAGCUGCACGGACUUCGAGGUGCUCACCGCCGUCACCUGGCGGUGCCGCACCGCGGCGCUGGGCUACGAGCCGCGUCGGAACGUGUACAUCUGCUUCCCUUGCAAUGCUCGCGACCUCCUGCACGUCCCGGAAGGCUACUAUGGCAACGCUGACCUCUACUGCGUUCUUGAGGUGUCCGUCGGCAGGCUAUGCGGCGGCCAGCUUGGGCGAACAAUCGAGCUCGUGUGUGGGGGCAAGAGGAGUCUUCUAACGCCGGAGUAUGCAAGGUCAAUGGUGGAUUUGGUGGCGUCGAUGCGCGGGCGCCGGCUGGUCUUCAAUGGGGUGUACGUCGUGUCCGAUGUGACCCACCUCGGCGGCGAUGGGUUGGACUUCGGGUGGGGUGAGUGGGUCGCUGGCGGCGUGGUGGCGCCGACGGUAGCUAGUUUCCACAUGAGGUGCAAGAAUGCUGAUGGUGAGGAAGGUGUUGCGGUGUCGAUGGUUUUGCCAGGUGCGAUGAUGGAGAGGUUUGAAGAGGAGCUCGCCGUGUGGUUGAAGAGAGAUGAGGGAGAAGGUUCCGAUCCCCAUGCUCAGUCUUGAGCAGUGUUCACAGUGUAGAUUUUAAUUAAUUGCCAGGAAUAAGUCGGAUUUGUUAAUGUGAGUGCAGAGUCCUAGUCCCUUACAUGCA
Molecule: messenger RNA, 1586 nt
Organism: Setaria italica (foxtail millet)
Lineage: Eukaryota; Viridiplantae; Streptophyta; Magnoliopsida; Poales; Poaceae
Product: acyl transferase 1
Exons: 2
Coding region: 152-1498 (448 amino acids)
Source: RefSeq, a predicted model, not a curated record